GUUGUUAGUAAAAAACGCGAAGCCAAAACAAUUAUGACGAUUAAUGGAUAUGAACAUGGAGCUUCAUCAAGAAAGCGAAGAUCUCUGUACCACAACCUUGGAGGAGGACAUUUUGCUGAUAUAAUGUUCUGGAAAAACAAGAAAGAAUCAGGAACAAUCUUGGCGGUUUUCACAUUGAUAUGGUUCUUAUUCGAAGUGGUAGAGUAUCCUUUCAUCACUUUUCUCUGCCAGAUCCUCUUGAUCUCCAUUUUCAUAUUCCUCAUUUGGUCUUACAUUGGCUCUUCACAACUAAUCAAGCGGCGACCACCAAGUAUUGACGAUCUAAAGAUCUCUGAAUCAACUUGGAGAGUCUUGUUCGACAAGAUAAACUGGUUCAUCAUCAAACUGUAUGAUGUUUCAAGUGGAACAGACUUCAGCCUUCUAGUUUUGGCCGUUGUUUCACUGUGGAUAUUAUCAGUCAUCGGAAACUAUUUCAGCUCUCUAACUCUAUUAUACAUUGUAUUUGUGGGACUGGAAACGAUACCAAUGCUGUAUGAGCUAUACGAAGAAGAGCUGAAUUAUGCAGCAAGUAAAAGCGGGAUGAACAUGAAGAAGCUCUUUGACAACUUUAACUCUAAAGUCAUUAACAAGAUCCCUAAAGCUACCGGUAAAACUAAGAGGCGUAGUAUGUAACGUUGUGUUAUAUCAAUAUGCUGAAACUGUACAUGUUACACCGUUAAAUGCUCACUAGAAAGUCAAGAUUCAAUGCUAACGUUAUGCAUCAUCAAUAAAAUCCCUUUAUUAUUA
This is a messenger RNA of Brassica oleracea var. oleracea, 786 nucleotides long. Its product is annotated as reticulon-like protein B14. The record is from RefSeq and is a predicted model, not a curated record. Bases 34 to 672 code for a protein of 212 amino acids. NCBI's taxonomy places the organism in Eukaryota, Viridiplantae, Streptophyta, Magnoliopsida, Brassicales, Brassicaceae. The transcript is spliced from 5 exons.